AUGCCUUCAAUCGCUCGCCUCAUCCUCCUUACCGCAACGCUUGCGGCUAUGGUACAAGCUGCGCCGGUGGCAUCAUCUUCGGAGCCAGGCGUCACUAUCCUCAGCGCUGAGGAGGUUGAGCCCCAUACUGGACCAGUGGUUCCUGUCUCGGCUCCCGACGGAAUCCUUUCAGUCGUCUCAGAAAUUGCAGUCUAG
Molecule: messenger RNA, 195 nt
Organism: Colletotrichum graminicola M1.001
Lineage: Eukaryota; Fungi; Ascomycota; Sordariomycetes; Glomerellales; Glomerellaceae
Exons: 1
Coding region: 1-195 (64 amino acids)
Source: RefSeq, a predicted model, not a curated record